AUGUCUGAAACGCCGGUACCCAAUGCCGAGGGCAACCAGCCCAAGGCUGUAAAGGACAAAAACUGCGAGUACUGCGGCCAAGCCUUCACCUCGUCUUCCCUCGGCCGACAUCUUGAUCUCUAUAUCAAAGACAAGAACCCCAAGCCCCCGGAUGGUAUUCAUGAUGUUGAUGCUAUCCGGAAGCUCCGCGGCAACAUCACUCGACGCCAGCCUCGAGGCUCUCUUGGUGCUCGAAGAGAUAAUUCCACCCCCGCCGGUACCCCAAAACCAGCGGCCAGGAAAGUAUCGCCUGGGCAAGAGUCAGAUAGCUUCAAACCCUCUGCUGUACCCAAAGAGGGUCUAUACGCUAUUGGACCCGUCAAAUACUCUUAUAAUACCCCAUGGGAAGCCACUGGCGUUAUAAAUGAUCUUCCGGGCAAGAAUGCCUGGGAUGGCAAUGCCCCUCAAGAUGCCAACAAGCGUCCCGGGGUAUCGAGGAACGCUAGCAAACAGAUGGCCCAAAAAGCUCAGUUCGAUAUUAAACAAAAGCUGGCAGACUCUAUGGACACUGCUAGAGCCGCAGAGCUGGCCCUUAGAGAACUGCUGAGCUCAUGGCGGGCGGCAAAACAGCAGAUUGAUAGUGAUUCGACGCCUUUCGACUUCGAUCCUCUUGCUCUGGAUUUUCCAGCUCUCACUUUGCGGUGUCUUCAGCCACCGCCCACCCUGUUCUCAUCGACUCAGCACCCUACCUCGACAUCCUGGGCGAUACAGUGGCCAGCCCAGCGUGAAUAUGAAGCGCUUCAGACCUACUUCUUGGAGGAAUUCAAGGCAUGGAAAGUUACAUGCGCUUCGGCCACGACCACGGUGAUGGAGGAGAUGGCGUAUCCCCCAACCGGGGGCCCGUAUCGAGACGUGAGAGAGGCCGUAAAGAAGGCUGAGAGAGCCGCUGAAAUGCUUGAGCAGCAUGUCAACGAACACCUGCAGUCUGCGUAUGCAGUUUGGGAGAAUCUGCCCAGCCAGCGGAAAAGUGAACUAUGGCUUCUUGAGCUGGCACGUGGAGUGGGCCGCAAACAUAAGGAAAUGGAGAAGAUGAAAGAGCAGCACCAUAAGCUUAAGCAAGAAAACGCUAAUCUCAAAUCACACAUCGACCAGCUCAACCGACUGCAGCAGCCGAGAGAGUUCAAAGUGCGGUCACCCUCCACCAUUCCCCUAGAACGAGACGUUCUUGCGUACGCCUAUGAGCAGGCUGUCACGGGGACCAAGCUUGUUGGUUUUGAGCUCGAGGAUCGGCAUCUGGACUUGAAUACCCUUGUAGCAAAGUCAAUAGACCGAUGGAAGAAUAUGAUUGUGUCGAGUCGUGUUACUGCCACGGGGAUGACUGCACAGCGGCCUCUGGACCAGACAGCGGCUCAGACUCCUGCUGUGGGAAACCAAAACAGUCCAUCAGAACCCCCAAGCGCCGUGCAAACACCACAGUUGACGCAACCGCCGCCGCCGCCGCCGCAGCCGCAACAGCAGCAGCUCGACAAAAGGCUCUCGACCGCAAGCACGAAUGGUCCGGCCAGUGAGCAAAGCGCUUCGUCUACAACCAACACAGGCCCGCCGUCGAUCGAAGAAACCAGCGAUCAAGAUGCUGAUGCCGAGAUGGAAGACGACGAUAGCUUUGUCAUGAUGAGCCAAUCACCCAUCAAAACAUCGCACCCACCUAUACAGCAGCAGGCGCAGCUUGAUGUUUCUCGGACUCGCAGUCCCAUGAACCAGCAGCAGCAACAGCAGCAGGUACAGGUACAACAACAGGUCCAACAGCAAGUUCAGCAGCAGGUUCAGCAGCAGGUUCAGCAGCAAGUCCAACAGCAGGUUCAGCAGCAGGUCCAACAGCAAGUCCAGCAACAGCAGGCUCAACAGCAGCAGGCACAGCAACGUAACACAGCAGAUAUGCGUUACAUGAUGCAAAACGGAGCUGGGAGCCCUGCAAGCAGAGCCGCCAUGGCCAUGAACCGUGCCAUGCCCAACAUGAACAUGGCGGCAAUGCAAGCCAAUGCCAUGCAUGGCGCGGACAUCACCAUGGCGAUGCAAGGGGUGCGUGGCGACAUGUACUUGGAAUAA
Molecule: messenger RNA, 2085 nt
Organism: Trichoderma aggressivum f. europaeum
Lineage: Eukaryota; Fungi; Ascomycota; Sordariomycetes; Hypocreales; Hypocreaceae
Exons: 2
Coding region: 1-2085 (694 amino acids)
Source: RefSeq, a predicted model, not a curated record